Funneliformis geosporum is the source of this 1551-nucleotide messenger RNA. The record is from the annotation of a GenBank genome assembly. NCBI's taxonomy places the organism in Eukaryota, Fungi, Glomeromycota, Glomeromycetes, Glomerales, Glomeraceae.
AUGGAAGUUAUAGAAAUUAUAACAGCAAUCUUCGUAGGUCUUCUGGGAAUUCUGAUCUACCUUGUGAUAAAAUAUCCGGAUAGAUGUAUUGGUACUAGACCAAGGACAGACCUUGAUGGUCCUAAAGGCUAUCCACUUAUUGGGAAUUUAUUAGAAAUUCACGAUAAAGGUCUCGUAAAGUUCAUGAUCGAAACUUUAAUAAAAUAUGGUCCAAAUGCAACGUUUUCGUUACCAGGCUUGGGUAGGGUUAUCACAAUUAAUAAUCCCGAAUGCAUCGAACAAAUUUUGAAAACGAAUUUCGAAAACUAUAAUAAAUCGCCAAUCGUUCAUAGUAUUGUUUAUGAUGUUUUGGGAGAUGGAAUUUUCAAUGCUAAUGGACAUUCAUGGAAAAUGCAAAGAAAAUUAUCGAGUCAUUUAUUUAACGGCAGAAAGUUUCGUGAGAUUAUUUGCGUCGUGUUUAAAGAAGAAACCGAGAUCGUAUUAAAAACCUUGGAUAAAUUUGCAAGAACUCGUGAAACGUUUGAUUUGCAAGAUUUAUUUUUUAGAUUUACAAUGGAUUCUUUCGGAAAAAUUACACUUGGACUGGACUUUAAUUGCCUAAAUAAUUCAAAAGAUCCGGUAAAAUUUGCGACUUCCUUCGAUUUUGCCCAAAGAGUAAUGAACAAUCGAAUCGAAAAUCCUUUUUGGAAAUUUACAGAAUUAUUUACAGAGGAAGGUCGUAAAAUGCGUGAAGUGUGCGAUUAUUUAUCAACUUUUGCUUAUGAUAUAAUUAAGAAACAUAGGAAUAAUCCGGAAGCAUCAAAAGACCACGGAGAUAUCCUUAAUAUAUUUAUGAAUGCUCAACAUGAUAACGGAGAAAAAUUGACCGAUAAGGAAUUAAGAGAUAUUAUAUUAAAUUUUAUCAUUGCUGGACGUGACACAACUGCACAAGCGCUCUCGUGGAUGAUGUAUAAUCUCAUGGCCGAUCAUUCUAUUGAAGAAAAAUUGGUUAAAGAAGUUAGCUCUUUGCUCACUCCAGAAAAUCCAAUUUCGAAUUACGACAAUAUAAAACUUUUUCAAUAUACGCAGGCGGUAUUUUAUGAAACGCUUCGAUUACAUCCUGUAGUACCGAAAAACGUUAAGGUAUGUCUUAAAGAUGAUGUACUUCCUAAUGGCAUACCAAUUUAUGCCGGCGAUAUCGUUAGUUGGUCAUCCUGGGCAAUGGGAAGAGAUGAAAGAACAUGGGGAAAUGAUGCAAGGCAAUUUAAUCCAGAAAGAUUUUUAAAUUCUGAAGAUGGAUUGAAGCCAAGUCAAUAUAAAUUCAAUAGUUUUAAUGCUGGACCAAGAUUGUGUCUUGGACAAAGUUUUGCCACAGUUGAAGCCAUAAUGUUAGCGACGGCCGUAUUAAGACAAUUUAAAUUUGAAAUGGUACCGGGACAAAAAUGUCCUCCUGAUUACGCUCGUUCUGUAACUUUACCAAUGAAAGAUCCUUUACUAGUUAAAGUUAAGGUUGCAACCGAAAUUAUUAAUCAAACCUACAGAAACCGUAAAACUGCCGAAAAUCACUUGUGA